UAUAAAUUGGAGUAUUGACUUUGGAACCUUGUAUUGUUUUUAAUCCCAAUCACAGGCAGAUCAUAAACUAAACCUCAAAUGGGUCUCCACUCCGCGGUAUAUAGGCUGAGAGAGAAAACAGAACCGCCGGAGACAAAGACAUACAAACACACAUAGACGGGGCUAGAGAGAGACAAAACAAACCAGCGAUGGGUUCUUCCAAGAUUCCCGCGGCGUUAAUUUUUGCGGUGGCGGUGGCGAUCAUGAUGGCGGCACCUAGUGUGGUGGAUGCACAAACAUCGCAGGAGCCGUCGUGCGCCGCGCAACUGGUACCGUGCGCGGCGUACAUCAACGGCACCGGCAAGCCGCCGGAGUCGUGCUGCGGCCCGAUGAAAGUGGCCGUGGAGACCGAGAUGGCGUGCCUCUGCAAUUUGUACACCACCCCUGGCUUGUUGGCUUCUUUCGGUUUCAACGUCGCUCAGGCCAUCGCCAUCCCCGCCCGUUGCGGCAUCACUACUGCCAGCACCUGCGGCGAAGGUGAAUCCCAUCUUUGUUCCUGUUAUAUGUAGAUAUGUUUGUGUAUGCAUGUGUGUGGAUAUGUACCUACGGUUUUGACAUGGCACUUCAUGAAAUCG
This is a messenger RNA of Rhododendron vialii, 614 nucleotides long. RefSeq names its product non-specific lipid transfer protein GPI-anchored 7-like. NCBI's taxonomy places the organism in Eukaryota, Viridiplantae, Streptophyta, Magnoliopsida, Ericales, Ericaceae. The transcript has a single exon. Bases 189 to 548 code for a protein of 119 amino acids. The record is from RefSeq and is a predicted model, not a curated record.